This is a messenger RNA of Talaromyces amestolkiae, 495 nucleotides long. RefSeq lists its product as uncharacterized. The record is from RefSeq and is a predicted model, not a curated record. The transcript is spliced from 2 exons. NCBI's taxonomy places the organism in Eukaryota, Fungi, Ascomycota, Eurotiomycetes, Eurotiales, Trichocomaceae. Gene Ontology annotation, cellular component: eisosome; plasma membrane. Bases 1 to 495 code for a protein of 164 amino acids. Gene Ontology annotation, biological process: eisosome assembly; protein localization to plasma membrane.
AUGCCGCGCAUUAUUGGACUCGGCCUCCGGGCCCUCGAGUUCGCCUUCACUGUCAUCCUCUUAGGAUUGGUCGGUUCCCUCGAAGCCAACAGUAGCAGUAACCCAGAAAGCGUGCACUUCUCCAUGUUCACGGCCGCAUGGUCGGCGUUUUUCUUGCUAUACUUGAUCCCGGCUACGUGGACCGAGUCGUUCACCGGCCAUCCUAUUCUUCCGAUCAUUGUGGAUGCGUUGAAUGUGGUCUUUACUUUCUGUGCGGCUGUUACGUUGGCUGCUAGGACUAAGGCUAAGAGCUGCUCUAACUCUGCUUUCCUCCUUACAAACGAGAUUUCCAUGGGGUCUGAACACCGUUGCCGCGAGGCUCAGGCAGCCUGUGCAUUCUUCUGGUUCCUCUGGGCUUGCUACGUGGGAAGCUUGAUCAGCUCCGUUGUUGGCGGACGAUCCAGCGCCAAUCUCCGAUCUCGUCCAUCUACCCGCCGACCCAUGUCGCAGGUCUAG